AAAAAAAGAAGGUAUAUAACCAACGCAAGAAUAUUUCGUACGAUUUCACACACCCAAGUGAUUUUAUGAUUAUAAAGUGUACAAUUGUGUCAAGUAUAUAACAGGGGCUGUUAUGGAGUGCGUUGCGCGGAUGGAACUCGCUGAAAUUUGACUUCUGCUGAUCAACUUGUCGCUUGAACCAUUUAUUUAUGUUAAUCAAAGUUUGUUCAAACAACAGCGACAUGCUUCGGCAUAUUACACGGGUGAAAAACAAUAAAGUUGUUAGAGUGUAAAGAGUGUAAAAUGUUGUUGUUCACGUUGGUAGGAGGUUAUAUAUUAACGUCAAUGAUAUUUUUUAAAUUUCCAACGUUGUUACAUAAAAAGAAACAAGUGAAAUUUAUGUGCCAGCAUAUUAGCCACAGAGGAGGGGCAGGCGAAGGUUAUGAGAACACAAUGUACGCUUUUAAACGAGCUGUGGCAAUUGGCACAGAAAUGUUGGAAUUGGAUUGUCAUUUGACAAAAGAUGGAGAAGUAGUUGUCUCACAUGAUCAUGAUCUUUUGCGUAGCACAGGCACAAAUAAAAGUAUUUCAGAAGUGAAUUACAAGGAUCUACCUCUACUAAAACCGCGUCUUCCAAUAGAUUUUGAUCCAGAUGCAGAAUAUAUUGGCACAGAGAAAGAGGAAGAUAGAAGAUUUGCUUUAUUGAAAGAAGUAUUUGAAGCAUUCCCUAAUAUACCAGUUAAUAUUGACAUUAAGGUCAAUGAUGAUGAACUUAUAACCAAAGUGUCUGAAUUAAUAAAGGGAUAUAAUCGUGAAGAGUACACUGUAUGGGGAAAUUUUAGUGAUGAAAUAACACGAAAAUGUUAUAGAACGAAUCCUAAUGUAAAUUUGUUAUUUUCUAUGAGACGUGUAAUUCUAUUGAUAGUUUUCUUAUACACUGGUUUAUUACCAUUUGUACCUCUAAAGGAAACACAUUUAGAAAUAUUUCUACCUUCCAUUUAUUUAAGACGCAAAGGCAGUCCAAGUUCAACAUUCUUACCUUUGGAAAAAAUACUUGUAAGGACUAUUAAUGUAUUGUUAAUGAGAAGAUGCUUAUUUAAUCAUUUAAGAGCUCGUGGAAUACAUGUCUAUUUUUGGGUUUUAAACGAAGAGGAAGAAUUUAAAAAAGCUUUUGAUCUUGGAGCUACAGGUGUAAUGACAGAUUACCCUACAAGAUUAAAAUUAUUUUUAAAUAAUUGUCCUGCUGAAUAAGAGGCUAAAUACAGAGAUUGAAAGCGAUGUUAAUACAUAUUACGUACACGAAAUAUUUAUUAAUUUACUUCCGAGAAGUAUAUACACUGUUAUAGAAUUUGUAAAGCUCUUAUGACAUAACCGAAUAUUACUUACAAAUUAU
Frieseomelitta varia is the source of this 1372-nucleotide messenger RNA. Its product is annotated as lysophospholipase D GDPD1-like. Gene Ontology annotation, cellular component: endoplasmic reticulum membrane. Lineage: Eukaryota; Metazoa; Arthropoda; Insecta; Hymenoptera; Apidae. Gene Ontology annotation, molecular function: phosphatidylcholine lysophospholipase A1 activity; phosphoric diester hydrolase activity. The record is from RefSeq and is a predicted model, not a curated record. Bases 283 to 1230 code for a protein of 315 amino acids. The transcript is spliced from 7 exons. Gene Ontology annotation, biological process: glycerophospholipid catabolic process.